AUGGAAAACAAAGAGAAAAGUUCACCACAACCUAGUCACAACUUGUUUGAUAAUGCUGCUGCUAGCAGCUUAUUGGGUGUUUCACCAUUCGGCAUGCCUUAUGCCCACCUGCCCGGCACCUUCUCCCUCCUGGGCCACUAUCCCUCCUUUCCUGUCUCCUCCCUAUUUGGGGAACUGGGGGAGAGGGGUCUAGCCAGCCUCCCACCUGAAUUAUCAGGAAAGCUUAGUUCUUCCAGUAAAUCACAUUCCUCAUCUCCCUCCAAAGACACACCAAAAUCCUCACCAAAAACCAUCACCAAGGCCACCACUACCAUAGCAACCACAACUAGCACCAGCUUCAGCAACAGCACCAGCAGCAGAAAAACCAGCACCACGGUAACUAGUGGUGGGGAGAGUCUGUUAUCAGGAAAAAACCUGCUGGCUGGGCGCUCUCUGUUGGCAGGCAAUAGGCUGCUGGCUGAGAAGCUCAAGAAAUCAAAGUUGCCAUCUGCUACCUCACCAUGUCAUACAGAAACCAAUGGCACAACAUCAUCAUCUGAAUCUCCACGUCUGAUGAGUCCAAAAAGAAAGCAUGCAACGGAGGAACAGGUGUUUGAAAAUGGAGACCAUCAUCCAAGUGAAGAAGACCAUUCAGAGGAGGAAUCUGUUGCAAAUAAAUCUGUUGUCAAUGGAAACCAAGAGGAGGAGGAAGAAGUGAUUGAUCAUGAAUCUGAGAGCUCCAGAAAGAACAGUCAGCCUCCCUCCAUACACAUUGAUGGACUAAAGAAGAAGUUAAUAGCUGAUCAGAUACGACAGAGGGUACAGAAUAAACCCAUCAAGAGUAUCCGGCCAUCCAUCAUGCAGCCAAUGAAGCGUGGCAGAGGAAGACCUCCAAAGCAGGCACAGGCAGAAACUGAGGAAGAUCCAAAAGAUGCUGAACAUUUAAAGGCACAACUGAAUGCUACUCUGCUGAAACAAGAACUCCAGCUGAAGAAACUGAGAGAGAAGCAUGAGAAAGAACAGGAAGCCUUAUUACAGAAGAACAAAAAUGACCUUAAAGUACAGCUGGAAGCGAACCUUAGAAUUCAACAGAUGGAACACAAACUGAUGAAGAAACAAAAACAACAGGAGAUAGAUCUGGCUCUACUGUAUCAAAAGAAACAACAAGAACUUUUGAAGCAGGGAGCAAAAGACAAACUAAAAUACCAACAAGAAAAGAGUGAACAAAAGAAAAAAGAACUGGAGGACCAGAAAAAGAAGGAGAUUGAGACGACACUGAAAGUUCAGCAGCUCCUGAAAAUGUCAGAGAAUGAACGAAAAGCUCGAGCAAGUGGUGAAAAACCCAACAAGGGACGUCCCUCAGCCUCCCUGAAAAUCAAUCAGCUGCUACAAGAGAAGAGAAAUGAAGGGGCUUUGAAGUCAGAGUCUGUGCCCAGUAACCAGAUGACUGUGGACGAGAAACUGGAGGCCAAAGUCCGAGCCAUGUUGGAAGAAGAGAAUUCCAACGACUCGGGAUCUGGAGAAUCCACAGGUUCAGAGAGCGAGAACGAGAACCAAACAGGCAUGGACUCAAUGAGUGAGAUCUCAGACUCAACUAAUGAUCACCAUGGUCACAGUUUUGAGGCAGGGAGCUCAGCUUCUAAAAGGAGUGCUGAUGAAAUGUCAGAGGGAGGAACCUCACCUACCAAGAAGCCUCGUGUCCAGAUGGAUGAGGCAGCCUUACAAAUCCCUCUUGAUAAUGGCUUCAGACGCACAACCACUAUCCAUGCUAUCGGCAAGAGGGGGUUCAUUGGGGAAGUUCUUUACUAUGGGCCUUGUGGAAAGAAAAUGAAAACUAUUCCUGAUGUCAUGAGGUAUCUUGAAAGGAACAAUAUUAAAGAGUUUGGAAGAGAAAAUUUCUCCUUCAACACAAGGGUAAAAGUUGGACAAUUCUUUGAAGGACAAGCAGGGACUGCAGAGAUUGUGAAGUUGAAUGAUGAGCAGGUGAAUCAGAGGAUGGCCCUGAUUGAGAGUAAGAGACAGAAGUUACUGAAGAUCAAACAGAUGAAAGGGAGCAGACGGCAGGAAAAACAGAACAAACAGAUUCAACUAGCCAAGCAGAUGAUGGAGCAGAAACUCAAAAAACGGAUGGAACAACAAGAGAUGGCCAAACGUGCUGCUGAAUUCAAGCUACAGAAGAAAGCAGAGAAACAGAAACAGAGAGAUACAGUCCAUAAAAUCAAGGAACUACGAGGUAGUGACCCUCCCGAACCUCCCUCCACAUCUUCUACUGACUGGCAAUCACAGAUGUAUUGCCUUCCUGACAACAUCCUGUCAUGUGACCCCAGUGCCUCAGCUGUUGAAAAGAAGAAGCAGAAGGAGCAGUUACGGGCCUUGAGAGAACAGGAGAAACAGCAGAGACAGGAACAAAUGAGACUUGAGCGUGAGAUGCGAGCUCAACAGAUUCUGGAGUCAAACCUUUUAUGGUAUCAUCUUGAAAGAGAAAGGGAAAUGAAAAGGCACCAAGCCAUCAUAGUCAAGGAACAGGAGAGAGAGCGUAAACGACAUCAUUUCAUGUUGGUGAAAGCAAUAGAGCAACAAAAGAAACAGGCAAAAGAUAAAUUGAAAGAGGACAGAAUGAUGGAAAAGAGGUUACACAGAGAGAAAAAGAUGGAACAGAGACGCCUGGAGUUACAGCUAGCAAGAGAGCUGAAGAAACCUGUGGAGGACAUGGAGUUGAAGGACCAUAGGGCAUUGCCUGACUUUGGGAGAAUUCCUGGAUGUAAAUUGGAUGCUGUGGCCUUCGGGGAUAUUUUGAUGGUUUUGGAGUUUGUUCAUAAUUUCAAGGAUGCUUUAGGUUUUGAUGAAGAUACCCUACCCACUCUUAAAUCCCUCCAGGAUCAAGUGAUGUUUGCCACAGAGGAAGAUGGGGAGAACUAUAUGGCCUUGACCUGCCACCUGUUGAAGUAUGCUGUACGGGAACCUGGGGUACCCAACCCUAGAGAAGCUACCACUUGCCUUGGUCAGAAAAUAGCAGAUGUCCCCAUCACUGAAUCUGUGGUGUCUGAGAUUCUGAAGAUUUUUAUCAUUGCUAGGAAUGGAAAACCAAAUGAAAUGAGUGAUUGGUUGAGUUCUAAACCACUAGAAUCCCUGACCACAUCUCAGAAAGCCUCAGUGUUAGCAUUCCUUGUCAAUGAAUUGCUGUGUGGAAGACACAUUGUCUUGGAGAUAGAAAAGCAGCUGGAACACAUGGGUGAGAUACGUAGAGACAAGUGGGUUGUGGAAGGAAAACUCAGAAGACUGAAGGCUGUUCACAAUAAGAAGUUUAAGAGUGUUCCCAAGCCUCCACCACUAGACAGUGAAAGUACAUCUCAGAUGACCAGCAAGAAAGGGAGCGAUGAAGAAGACGAAAAAGAAGAAGAGAGUGGGAAUGAAAGUGGAGGGGAGGAUCAAACGGGGGCGAAUGAGGCAGAUGGAGAGGAUGAAGAGCCAACAUCAUAUGAGGAAUGUGAAAAAGAAAUUGAAAAACUUCAGAAGCAACAUGCUCAGUACCGUGCAAAAGUGUUCAAGGCUUCACAUAAGGUUCGUGCAAUAUCCCUGGGUCAGGAUCGUUACAAACGUCGCUACUGGGUGCUGCCUACAGCAGGGGGUGUGUAUAUUGAGGGGCAGGAGUCAGGGUACUUUGAUGAAGAAAUUCAAAGUAGCUGCAUGAAUGAGGAAGUGAAAACGGAAGUAAAAGUUGAAGUGAAACAAGAAGUGAAAGAGGAAGUGAAGGAAGAAGUGAAAGAGGAAGUAAAGGUAGAACCUGUUGAAGUGAAAACAGAAGUCAAAGAGGAAGUGAAAGAAAGGAAGGACAUAUUGAAGAUUCCUGUGUACAAGAAAGAAAUAAGAAAUGAAUGUGAUGUGCAGAAUGUGAUAAAAUCAGAAGGAUUCAUCCCAGAAAAGUGUGAUUCCAAUCAAAAUUCCAGUAAAUCUGACCAAACCUUAACUAGGCCAUCGGAAAACAUAUCAAACUCUGUCAAAACAGAAAACUCAGUGCCCAAGUGUAAUGGAGAAGAUUUCUCAUUCCCAUCUACCUCCAGGUGCAAUAGUGCAAUUAGUGAAAGCUCGGACACAAAUUCACAUCUACAAAAUGGUUCCAGUAGCCAGCCUGGUCAUUCAAGCUCUAAGUCAGACAGUGACAUUAAACCCAUCAUCAGUAGUGCUCAUGCCUCCCCAUUGAUAUCCCCUUAUCCAGCUGCCCCCUCCCCAUUCUUCUCACCACCCAUCUCAGGGGCCAGUCCCUCACUGCUUGGUGGUAUGUCAUUGUCAUCUGCAUCUUCAUCCACAUUAUCAUCCACACCACUGCCAGCUCAUCAACAACCAAAGUCCUCUACACCAUCUUCAGCUGAUGCCAAGCAUAACUUCCUCAGCAUAGACUCCUUACUGAAAAAGGACAGUACUUCUACUAGUGCAUCACCCUCCAGCAAAAGCAGUCUCUUCCCGUCCCCAAUGUUUCCUUUGGUUCCGAUGACCCCAGAUCAGAUGAUUAAGUCAUUCAGUGAGAAUUCUAGCCAGAAGCCCUGGUUCAGCAUUCUGCCAAGACUUCCGUGUGAUGAUUUGUCCAUGACACAUGGGUCUUCCCAGAUGUCAAUCCUACCUAGUCCGUUCCAGAACUCAUUUUUAUCACCACUUUCAUUCAGUUCUUUUCCUGUUCAGAGCCCAUCGUUCUCAUCUUUCAAUGUGUCACAAUUGUUUGGAACCUCCGAUGUUAGUGGCAUGUCUCUCAACUCUACAGCACAGUCCAGUGUCAAUGACUCAUUCAAGAUUCCAAACACCCCAAGGUCAGAAACGGUCACCCCAGCCACCAGUAUUCUGGAACAGAAUGAAUCCCUCCUUUCAGAAUUACAAGGAGAAGCACAACCCAUUCCUGAAGAGGUCCAGAAAGGAUGGUGGAAGAUUUCUGAGGAGAGGCAAGUGCAAAUAGUCCACAGGAAUCUUCAUCCACGGGGAAUCCGAGAGAAAUCCCUCCAAAAGUCACUCCAGAAAUGUCUAGAACAUGCCUGCUCCUCCUGUAAACAAGACAACAAAGAGGUGUACAGCAUGGUGUCUGACACAAGUGAUGAUGAGGAGAAAGAGGACAAGACGGAGGAGAUACAGAAGAAUGAGAAAGAGGAGAAAAAGGAUGAGGACAUGAAGUCCUCAGAGGACACCUCAUCAGAAAAGAAAGAUGAAGAAGAGAACACGGAGGUAGAGACAUCCAUUGAUCCGGAGGAAGAGAAGAUUCGAUUGGCUGAUCUCAGUCACCAGGUGGAGCUUCAGGCAUUGGAGGAAGUAGAGAAUCUAGAGGAGAGGAUUGCUUCAGCCAGCCUUCAGGUCAAGGGUUGGAAAGUUCCUCAGAGGAUCUCCGAUGAGGGUAACAUUACACUGGUAGACAGGUUUAACCAUGAGAAGCUGGGACCAAAUGAGAAAUACCCACUUGAUGCAGCCAUAGAGAAACUGGCUCAGCUAGAACCCAACAUAGAAAGACGCUACCUCAAACCUCCACUGUGUAAGCAGGUUCAGAUCAACCUGGCCAACAUGACAGCUAACACGAGCCAGAAUGAUGAUGAGGAAGAUGAGGAGGGUAAGCCAUCUGACCCCGUCCAGAUAUCCCAGGGACUGAUGUUGUGGAGGAAUGCCGUGACCAAGGCCUCCAGCCCCGCCCAACUGUCUCUGUGUGUGUCCCUACUCAACAAGUCCAUAUCCUGGGAAAAGUCCAUAAUGAAAGUGCUGUGUCAGUUAUGUCGUCGAGAUGAUAACGAGGCUCAGCUUCUCCUCUGUGACGGUUGUGAUCGUGGGUACCACACCUACUGCUUCAAGCCAAAGAUGGAAAAUAUUCCAGAGGGAGACUGGUACUGUUAUGAAUGCAUAUCAAAGGCCACUGGUGAGCCAUGCUGUGUGGUAUGUGGUAAAAGAAUGGGGAGGAUUGUGGAGUGCGAUAUGUGUCCCCGUGCCAUUCACCUUGACUGCUUAGAUCCACCCCUACCUCGCAUGCCUAGGAAAUGGGUGUGUCCGGCUUGUGCAGUCAACCAGGGUCAAAAGGGAAAAGGAAGGAAAAGUCCCAAAAAGAAAACUAAAGAUAACAACACAUCUGGGAGAGAGAGAAAGGAUUCAGAUGCUGGGAGUAGAUCAGCUAUGGAGAGUACUCCUUCAGAGAAGCCGGAGAAGAAAAGAGGGAAGGAUCUGGAGAAAAAGAGACAGGCUGCCGAGCACUCUGAGGACAUGACUGUUUGCAGGCUGAUUUUGACGGAGAUGGACAAACACGAUGAAGGAUGGCCUUUCCUAAAACCCGUCAAUUUCAAACAAUUCCCAGCAUACAAGAAGUACAUCCGACAACCAAUGGACUUUGCCACCAUGAAAAACAAACUCAGGGACAACCAGUACAAAACUCGUGGUGACUUUGCAGCAGAUGUCAGACUGAUAUUUAAUAACUGUCAGACAUUCAAUGAAGAUGAUUCCGAGGUGGGACGCGCCGGACAUAACAUGAGGAAGUUUUUUGAAGCUCGGUGGAAACAGCUGAUGUUAUCCACAUCUCCUUCUCCGUCGUCAACCAGUAACGAGGAAAAAAUGGAGGAGAGUGGGGACUGAUUAAAUGUCGUCACAACCAUUCAUUUUAUUUAUUCCUUUUUUAAGAAA
This is a messenger RNA of Saccostrea echinata, 6615 nucleotides long. Its product is annotated as bromodomain adjacent to zinc finger domain protein 2B-like. Gene Ontology annotation, molecular function: protein binding; metal ion binding; DNA binding. Lineage: Eukaryota; Metazoa; Mollusca; Bivalvia; Ostreida; Ostreidae. The record is from RefSeq and is a predicted model, not a curated record. The transcript is spliced from 37 exons. Bases 1 to 6567 code for a protein of 2188 amino acids.